This is a messenger RNA of Dermochelys coriacea (leatherback sea turtle), 2750 nucleotides long. It is a transcript of the gene RASSF9, whose product is annotated as Ras association domain family member 9. Gene Ontology annotation, biological process: signal transduction. Bases 655 to 1974 code for a protein of 439 amino acids. The record is from RefSeq and is a predicted model, not a curated record. Lineage: Eukaryota; Metazoa; Chordata; Testudines; Dermochelyidae. The transcript is spliced from 2 exons.
UUGAGUGAGGUUUGCAGAUCAAAGUCUCUAAAGGUUUAUAUGCAGCUAGCAAAGAAUCCAAUGUUUACCUAAAAGUACAGAGGGGCCAAGAGGUAGCUGUCACCUACUUUGUCACCCUGAAAUGAGAAGCAGCUACAGGUUGAUUUGUAAGGCAGGUUAUUAUUAUGCACUAGAACUGGUGGAACAACUGCUGUCUGCCCUUCAUUAAGGCUCGUGUUUAGCUGCUCGACUUGACCUUAAGUGGCUGGAACUUGGUGGAGAAAGUUUAAAUCCUUCUGUUGUGCGUUCUUGCCUCGCUCCCUCCUGGAGUCAACUCGCCUUUCCCCUUUGCUGAUCGGUGCCGUGGCGGCUGGCAAGGCUGAAAGUUUAGCAAGUUCUGCAAAUAACUUCACAUCACAAUAGAAAGUGGGUUGUUGUUGUUUUUUUCCCCCUUUUCCUGCUCAUAAACGCCUCCUUGAAGAUUGCAGCUGGGCAGGACUCCAAAGGUGCAGCAGCAACAACAAACCAGUAGUUCAGAGUUAGCAAAUUGCACAACUUCCAGCUCAUCGCUACGCUCGGUGACUACUAACAAGCUGGAGGAGGUGAGCGGGGGGAAGAACACCCCAGCCUUGGUUUUGGACGCGUUGAUGUUGUGGUUCGGCCGCUGGAGUGGCUAUGGCUCCCUUUGGAAGGAAUCUAUUAAAGACCCGGCACAAAAACAGAUCUCCAGAUAAGAACAUGGCUUCUGAUGAAAGGGAGAUAGUGGUUUGGGUAUGCCAGGAGGAGAAGAUUGUGUGCGGACUGACAAAGCGCACAACCUGUGCUGAAGUGAUCCAAGCUCUACUAGAGGAACAUGAAGCUACAUUUGGAGAAAAAAGGUUUCUUUUUGGACAACCUAGUAAUUAUUGUAUCAUCGAAAAAUGGAGAGGCUCUGAGCGGGUCCUUCCCCCGCUGACAAAAAUGCUGAGACUUUGGAAGGCCUGGGGAGAAGAGCAACCCAAUUUGCACUUUGUUCUGGUGAAGUCAGAUGCUUUCCUCUCAUUUCCAUCGUGGAGGACAGCUGAAGCAAAGAUAGUACAAAACAUAGGAAGACAAUGGGAGCUCAGCCCAGUGAAUUACAUGAAGAUGUUGCCAAUGGAUAAGCAAAAGAGGAUUGUUAGAAAGACUUUCCGGAAACUGGCCAAACUUAAACAAGACAAUACUCUGCAAGAGCGAGACAAUAUAGAGACAUUGAUUCAUCUGAUCAUUUCCCAAGAUCAUACCAUUCAUCAGCAAGUCAACAGAAUGAAGGAAUUGGAUAUGGAAAUUGAAAAAUGUGAAGCCAAAUUCCACCUAGUUCAGGUAGAAAAUGAUGGAGAAAAUUAUGUGCAGGAUUCUUAUUUAACGGCCACUCCAAAUAAUGCUGAGCAACAAACAAAUGUGCCACAUGGUCAACAUCAGAUGCAUGAAUACUUGAGCAAAAGUGAUGGAAUUUUGCAGAUGGAAGAAGGACUGAAACAUCACAAACUACUAAUUGAACAGCUCUGUGCUGAAAUUGAAAAAGAGGUAAAAGGUGUAUGCACUGAAAUAAAUGGAGAUGGUAAAUGCAUGGCAGAGGCUUUAAAUGGCCAACUAGAAUCCUCAAAUUUAGAAAGUGUCAAAGAUGAGUUGGAAAAAAGUACGAAAGAUGGCUUGAGAAUCCACUCUCACUUGAACUGCAUUCAGAAAGAGCUUACCUACAGGGACUUGCUGCUGCAAAAGAAGGGAAAAGAAUAUGAACUCCUUGCAGAAGAAUUUAAUUCACUGCAUAUCAAAGACAAAACUGAAUUCAGCUGUCCAGCUAGCAAAGAGCAAGCCAAAGGCAGUGAAGUUACCAGCAAGUGUGUCGCAGUGCCAGACUUUGUUCGUAAAGUAACUAAUUUAGACAUAAAUGAUACGGACUCUGACACUGGAAUCAGCUCGACUCAUAGUCAGGACUCUGAAACAGCUUUAGGAGACAUGAUGCUGUUAACAUAGCUGGAGACCAUUGUGAACAUGACAAAGAGCAAUAUAAAAAUAACCGUCUUUGGGGGAUAUUUAUCCUUUUAAUACUCUUGCUAUCAUAGGGUAUGUCUACACUGCAGCUGGAAGUGAGCCUCCCAGCCUGGGUAGACAGACUUGUACUAAUAGGGCUUGAGCUAGCUCACCAAAAACAGUAGUGUGGAUGUUGCAGCUCGGGCUGCAGCUCAGGCUCUAAAGCCUGCCAGACCCCCUAGGCUUGAGAGCCCCAGCUGUAGCCCAAACAUCAAUAUCCACUGUUUUUAGUUCGUUAGCUUGAGCCCCACUACUGCAAUCUGUCUAUUCAGGCUGGGAGGCUGUGGUAUAGACAUGCCCAUAUCAUCUCGGACCUGAAGGUGUUGACCACUCUGGCCCCAUCCAACAAAACACUUUAGCAUGUGUGUAACUGUGAACACAAGGGACUACACAUGUGCUCAAACUGACACACAUACUUUAGCAUGUAAAUAAUCUCAUGUGCUUACAGUUACACACAUGCUAAAGUAUUUUGCUGGAUUGGGGCCUGAGUGCUUAGUGUUUUGUAAGUCUGAGCUUCAUUGAGACAAAAGUAUUCUGAUGGGAGAUUGGCCUGAACCAAAAUUCCCGAUCAGAAACCCUCUAAUCUCUGAGUCCAUCUCUACAUCUGACUAAUCUUUUAGGAAUGUGGACAUAAGGGAUAGACCAACUUAGACAGACAGGGUGUAGGAUAAGGCACACAAUUGGUUAAAAUGUAGUUUUAUGAUACUGUAGAGCAGAUA